Molecule: messenger RNA, 1413 nt
Organism: Pseudozyma flocculosa PF-1
Lineage: Eukaryota; Fungi; Basidiomycota; Ustilaginomycetes; Ustilaginales; Ustilaginaceae
Exons: 1
Coding region: 1-1413 (470 amino acids)
Source: RefSeq, a predicted model, not a curated record
AUGGAGUUCUUCCUCCCCUCCGACGUCUUCGCCUUUGAGCAGCCCAUGGCUCGCUGCGCCUCUCGCCGCGGCGCCAACGCCCACCCCGCCUGCAGCUUCGACGCCGCACCCCUCUUUGCAUCGCCCUUCUUCGAUGCAAUACGCCAGCAGGAGGCCGCCCAGGCUCGCGCCGAGGCCAUCCAGCGCGCCAAAGCAGCCCGCAGACGUGCACAGGAGGAGCGCGAAGCCCGCGCCUACCUCGAGCACCUCCUGCACCUCCAACAGCGAGAGGAGCUGCUCCGCCGCCAGCAAGAGGCCCACCGGCAGUACCAGCUGCACCAGCUCCAGCUCCAGCGACAGCGCCAGCAGCAGGCCGCCCGCGAAGAGUACCGACGCAGGCAGCAGUACGCCGAGUACCAGCGACGCAAGGCCCAGGCCAUCGAACAGGAGCGCCGCCGCAUCGCCGCCGCCAAGCACGCAGAGGACCAGUCCAGGCACCUCUUCCUCGCUCUCGAGGACCUCCUCUUUGGCGGGCUCAGCUUUGACGACGACGGCCACCGCGAGCUAGCCUCUCUUCCGCUUCCUGGCCCUUCCCGCUCGACGGCCGUCAAGCAGUCUGCCCCUCAGCAGUCCGCCCCUCAGCAGUCCGCCCCUCAGCAGCCCGCCCCUCAGUCCGCUUCUCAGUCCGCCACCGGCAAGGGCAAGGCCAAGGCUGUCGACGAGGCCGGCCAGGACGAAGACAUGGAGCCCGCCCUGGACACCCUCCUCGGCACCAGCGAUGUCAUCUCGACCCCUUCGACCACCGACGACAAGGCCACCGCCUCGAAGGACGACGCCAUGGCCAUCGACCAGGACCCCGAAGAGGUCGGACCUUCGCCUAGCGAGGCCCCGGCAGACGCCGCUCCCGCCCAGCCCGAGGCAGACCAGGCAGCGCCGGCCGCCGCGGCCCAACCCGAGGACAAGAAGGACCUGCUCGUCUUUUCCCACUCCUUCCCCGCCGGCAACUCGGCCAUCGCCAACAAGGUCCAGGCCAGCGACAUCAGAAUCUCGGUCGACGAGCAGACCAACACCGUCACCGUCGCGGGUCUCUGGGACGACAAGAUCGGCGCCGCCUCCCCCAUCGCAGUAGCGCGCCCGUCCAGCCCUACCCCCAGCACAUCUAGCCGCAAGGGCCGCAGCCGCUCGCCCAAGCGUGCCCGGGUCAGCGACGUCGACGCCAACGGCGACGAGAUCAUCCGCAAUGACGACGAGGACGACUACGUCGAGAUCAGCAGCGCCGGCGGCACCGAAUCCGACAGCGAGGUGACGUCCCCGGCCACCGAGCCGCACCAAGUAGAGAAGUGCUUCCAGCUCCCCGCCGGCGCCCGCGCAGAAGACCUGCGCGCCGAGCUCCACCAGGAUGGCCUCCGUCUCUUUGUCUCGUCCCGCGCAUAG